AUGGCGACACAAGUGUCCAUCCAUUCGUGUCCAUCGCCGACAGUGGCGGCCGAUAUCGUAUCGCCGGUCAAUCACUUGCCGCACAAUUGUCUCAUCGAUCAGGACUUCGGAGGACAGCAUUUAAUAGUGGACAACAACGUCGGCAGAGGUGACGCUCACCAUCAGCAGCACCUCCAACAACAACAGCAUCUGCAGCCACAACAACACCAGCAGCCGAUGCCAGUGCUGUUGCGGACAUCGAUCGCCCGCUCCAUCUACGAGCGAAUGCAACGCGAAGAACAGCUCCGCUUCUUCGACAAGACUAAGUGGUACUCAAUCGACAGGCAUUUGGUCACCGAUGAGCUGCACCGCACGUUCCGGCCGUCGGAUUAUGACUGCGAGACCCGUGAGUUCGUCGACUUGUGUUACCAGAAGAGCGACCAAUACUUUACGCAUCUGUUCCACUCGAUCGCCCGCACAAUACUCUGUCUCUUCAUGUCCUCCACUUCGGUGAACGGACUGCUCGGUCGCGGAUCGAUGUUUGUGUUCAGCGAUCAACAGUUCCGCACUCUUCUCAACGACGACGCGAUGUCGUCGGCCGUAGAGGCAGUCGAUUCCGGUCAACGCAAUGGCGACUACUGUUCGCCGAUAGACCUGAGCGGCGCUCCGAUGGACACUUCUAGCGAUCACCGGAUUCUUAUCGAUUUGGGCGCCGGAGACGGAAAGAUCACCGAAAUUAUGUCGAAAUACUUCCACAAGACGUAUACCACAGAGAUAUCGUCAGUGAUGCGCAAGAUAUUGCUGAAGAAGGGUUACCACGUGUUGGAUGUGGAGGAUUGGCACGAAAACGGGCGCCAAUACGACGUGAUCUCGUGUCUCAACGUAUUGGACAGAUGUGACAGACCGUUGUCGAUGUUGGCCGACAUGAAGUCGGCGCUGAGGCCCCGCACCGGACGUAUUGUGUUGGCGCUGGUGUUGCCGUUCAGCCAAUACGUUGAGGUGAGCGCUACCGACAAUCACCGCACAGACCACCGGCCGUCGGAAGUGUUGGCCAUCGAAGGCCACACAUUCGAGGAGCAGUUGGUGUCGUUCGUGGAUCGGGUACUUCGGCCGAACGGACUCCAAGUGGUGACGUGGACUAAAGUGCCCUACCUUUGCGAGGGAGACCUCGAGCUCACCUACUAUUGGCUGUACGACGUGGUAAUGGUGCUCAAGACUGCGGACCAGUAG
Molecule: messenger RNA, 1209 nt
Organism: Medioppia subpectinata
Lineage: Eukaryota; Metazoa; Arthropoda; Arachnida; Sarcoptiformes; Oppiidae
Source: the annotation of a GenBank genome assembly